ACCGCCGCAGCUGCUCGGGCCGCGGGCCGCCGGCCCGGUUUCCGCCUGCUCUUCUCCCUCACGCAUCCUUCCAGUUCUCCUUUUCCUCCUCCCUCUGUCGUUGACCCCCUGUCUUUCCUGCUGUCGCCUCGGGUGCUCCUCCAGCGGAGCGGAGAUUAUAGAGUGGUCGGGAUGCCCCAACUCUCCGGGGCCGGCGGCGGCGGCGGCGGGGGAGACCCGGAACUCUGCGCUACCGACGAGAUGAUCCCCUUCAAAGAUGAGGGCGAUCCUCAGAAGGAGAAAAUCUUCGCAGAAAUCAGUCACCCCGAAGAGGAAGGCGACUUAGCCGACAUCAAGUCCUCCUUGGUUAACGAGUCUGAAAUCAUCCCGGCCAGCAACGGACACGAGGUGGCCAGACAAGCGCAAACCUCUCAGGAGUCCUACCACGACAAGGCCAGAGAACACCCUGAUGACGGAAAGCAUCCAGAUGGAGGCCUCUACAAUAAGGGACCCUCCUACUCAAGUUAUUCCGGGUACAUAAUGAUGCCAAAUAUGAAUAAUGACCCAUACAUGUCAAAUGGAUCUCUUUCUCCACCCAUCGCAAGAACAUCAAAUAAGGUGCCGGUGGUGCAGCCAUCGCAUGCGGUCCAUCCUCUCACCCCCCUCAUCACGUACAGCGACGAGCACUUUUCUCCAGGAUCACACCCCUCACACCUCCCAUCAGAUGUCAACUCCAAACAAGGCAUGUCCAGACAUCCUCCAGCUCCUGAGAUCCCUACCUUUUACCCCCUGUCUCCAGGUGGUGUUGGACAGAUUACCCCACCUCUUGGCUGGCAAGGUCAGCCUGUAUAUCCCAUCACGGGUGGAUUCAGGCAACCCUACCCAUCCUCACUGUCAGUCGACACUUCCAUGUCCAGGUUUUCCCAUCACAUGAUUCCUGGUCCUCCUGGUCCCCACACAACUGGCAUCCCUCAUCCAGCUAUUGUAACACCUCAGGUCAAACAGGAGCACCCCCACACUGACAGCGACCUAAUGCACGUGAAGCCUCAGCAUGAACAGAGAAAGGAACAGGAGCCAAAAAGACCUCACAUUAAGAAGCCUUUGAAUGCUUUUAUGUUAUACAUGAAAGAAAUGAGAGCGAAUGUCGUCGCUGAGUGUACCUUAAAAGAAAGCGCAGCUAUCAACCAGAUUCUCGGCAGAAGGUGGCAUGCCCUCUCCCGUGAAGAGCAGGCUAAAUAUUAUGAAUUAGCACGGAAGGAACGACAGCUACAUAUGCAGCUCUAUCCAGGCUGGUCUGCAAGAGACAAUUAUGGUAAGAAGAAGAAGAGGAAGAGAGAGAAGCUCCAGGAAUCGACGUCAGGUGGAAAACGAAGCUCAUUCCCAACGUGCAAGGCCAAGGCAGCGACCCCGGGACCUCUGCUGGAGAUGGAAGCUUGUUGAAAACUCAGACUGUCUCCAGGGCUUGUCCAGUCGACCCCAGUGGAGAAUUACCACCACCUUCACCCUGAGGUCAAUGCUAGAGACGCUGUUCCAUAAAGACAAUCACUGCCAAACCCCUUUCAUCUUCCUCAAGAGCCAAGUUCCAAAAUAAAGUGUAAAGGUUUCCUAAACGAGAAGUACAGAGCCCCCGAGAAUGCUAGCAGGCCGAGCAGCUGCCCCCCUCCUCUCCGCGUGCACUUCCCAGAGCGUCUUGCGUCCAUACCUGUAACCUUUUGGCAAGGACAGUAACUUGGCUACAUCCGCCUGCCAGGAGCGACUGGAGCCGGCAGCCAGCACAUCCAUCACCAGUGUCCCGGUGGGGGACUUUGUGGAAGAGUUCCCUCUUUGUUUCCGUCUUCAUUUCCCCCCCCAUCCUCCUUUCUCCUAAAGCUUUUAUUUAACAGUGCAAAAGGAUUGAUCUUGUAUUUGCUUUUUUUUUUUUAACUUGAAUUUUUAAAAAAUUUUUCACUUUUUAGUUUAAACUUUCUUGUUGUAUAUUUUGCUAGCUAUGAGCUUUUGAGUAAAAUUCAAAGAUCUGGAAAAGUCUGAAAUAAAAAAUGAAAAGAAGCCGCCCUUUUCUGAGCGGUAUCUUGUCAGACAAGUGGAUUCUCUGUGAAUUACUUGUAACAGUGGCCUCUCCGUCCUUGUGAGGUGUUUGAUAGAGCUAAGUCCACGGAACAGCCAAACCCACCCUGUCAGUAGCAGUGGGCAGUCCUAGUCCAUUUUCUUUUUCUUCUGAUCACCUUUGUUUAAUGGUAAACCUUAACCGAUACUUUGAGCAGGCCGGUUUGCAGUGAAUUUUCAUUUCUUUCCUUUUCACCCCCUUGUUGUAAAAAGCCCAGCACUUGAAUUGUUAUUACUUUAAAUGUUCUGUAUUUGUAUCUGUUUUUAUUAGCCAAUUAGUGGGAUUUUAUGCCAGUUGUUAAAAUGAGCAUUGAUGUACCCAUUUUUUUUUUUUUUAAAUAACAAGGCACAGCCUUUGCCCCAAACUGCCAUCUAACGUUUGUCAUUCCAGUUUGAGUUAACGUGCUGAGCAUUUUUUAAAAGAAGCUUUGUAAUAAAACAUUUUAAAACAA
This is a messenger RNA of Mustela erminea (ermine), 2534 nucleotides long. It is a transcript of the gene LEF1, whose product is annotated as lymphoid enhancer binding factor 1. Bases 172 to 1419 code for a protein of 415 amino acids. The transcript has 11 exons. Gene Ontology annotation, molecular function: DNA-binding transcription factor activity, RNA polymerase II-specific; RNA polymerase II cis-regulatory region sequence-specific DNA binding. Gene Ontology annotation, cellular component: beta-catenin-TCF complex. Lineage: Eukaryota; Metazoa; Chordata; Mammalia; Carnivora; Mustelidae. Gene Ontology annotation, biological process: canonical Wnt signaling pathway; regulation of transcription by RNA polymerase II. The record is from RefSeq and is a predicted model, not a curated record.